Molecule: messenger RNA, 2039 nt
Organism: Carya illinoinensis
Lineage: Eukaryota; Viridiplantae; Streptophyta; Magnoliopsida; Fagales; Juglandaceae
Product: serine/threonine-protein kinase SRK2E
Exons: 9
Coding region: 519-1373 (284 amino acids)
Biological process (GO): protein phosphorylation; intracellular signal transduction
Cellular component (GO): nucleus
Molecular function (GO): ATP binding; protein serine/threonine kinase activity
Source: RefSeq, a predicted model, not a curated record
AGGGAAAAUAUCUCUGUACCCUCAACGCACGCUGUCCUCUCCUUCCAACUUCUUGGUGGAUUUGUUUGAAUAAAAGCAAGCGCAGGGACUCCCUCUCAGAGAGAGUGAUUCACGAGUUCCGUCACCGUCUUCCUAUCUAUAUAUCUCUCUGCUACUCUAAAAAUCUGGACCACACCCCCCCCCCCCCCUCCUCUCCAAAAACAAAACCAGCUGUGUGGGUGUGCUGUGGUGGGUAAAGCUUCACGGGUUCUAGCCUAUUUUCCAGUCUCUUCCUUCAACCACCUGCUUCUCUUCAAUCUAGUGGCCCACGUUGAGCCACGUCGCGCCUUCACCGCUUCUCUUCCAGCUUGAUCUUGAUUAGGGUUUUGUACUCAGCCAUUUGGCGUAUUGAGUUUCUUAUAACAUCCCCACAACAAUGAUAUAAUGUGAGAGAAGGAUAUUGAGCUUGUGCGUUAGUGCCUGGCGUUUUUUUAGAGAGAGAGACAGAGAGAGAGAGAGCUAGAGAGAUAAAGAGAGAGAUGGAUCGGUCGGCGAUCACUGUGGGGCCGGGCAUGGACAUGCCGAUCAUGCACGAUAGUGAUCGGUACGAACUGGUGAAAGAUAUCGGCUCGGGAAAUUUCGGGGUGGCUAGGCUGAUGAGGGACAAGCAGACCGAGGAGCUGGUCGCCGUGAAGUACAUUGAGAGGGGUGAGAAGAUAGAUGAGAAUGUACAGAGGGAAAUUAUAAACCACAGGUCCUUGAGACAUCCCAACAUUGUUAGAUUCAAAGAGGUCAUAUUAACACCAACUCAUCUAGCUAUUGUGAUGGAAUAUGCCUCUGGAGGAGAGCUCUUUGAACGGAUAUGCAAUGCUGGGCGGUUCAGUGAGGACGAGGCGCGCUUCUUCUUCCAGCAACUUAUAUCAGGAGUUAGCUACUGUCAUGCAAUGCAAGUAUGCCAUCGUGACUUGAAAUUGGAGAACACAUUAUUGGAUGGAAGUUCGGCUCCUCGUUUAAAGAUUUGUGAUUUUGGGUACUCCAAGUCCUCAGUGCUGCAUUCACAACCAAAAUCAACCGUUGGCACUCCUGCAUAUAUUGCUCCAGAAGUGUUACUGAAGAAAGAAUAUGAUGGCAAGAUUGCAGAUGUGUGGUCUUGUGGGGUGACCUUAUAUGUCAUGUUGGUGGGUGCAUACCCUUUCGAGGAUCCUGAAGAGCCUAAAAACUUCCGCAAGACAAUUCAUCGAAUUUUGAAUGUCCAGUACUCAAUUCCUGACUACGUUCAUAUAUCUCCAGAGUGCCGCCAUUUGAUCUCGAGGAUAUUUGUAGCUGACCCUGCAAAGGUAAAUAGGUCCGAAGUUGUGAGAUUUUAUGGAAUUGGCAUGCAUACACAUACCUAAUCCUGCCUUCCUGAAGAAUUUUGACAGUUGCAGCGGUUACCUCCAGUUGCAUAGCUCAUGGACCGAAAUGACCCCCUCAAUAUACCCACCCACCAAAGAAAAAGUUAUUGCUGUUCUUCGGAUUGUAAGCAUUUAUAGGAGUUAAUUUGUUGUUUUUAAGUGGUGUAAAUGUGUUUUUCACCUCUUAUUCGCCUACUUGCUCACUGACUGAGUGAGAUAAGUGUCAAACUAUCCUACUCCAGCAACUUUAAGGAUUCUAGACAGUGCUGUGGGUGGAUGCUUUUAAUCUCCAUUGACACUUCCCAUUCUCAUUGGCUGCACAAAAAUAUCCAAGAUUCUUUACCCAUCCCCUUCCUUUUAUCUGAUUUCCUCUUCAUGUUUCCAUUUGUAGACCCAGUUAUGAUAAAAUAUAUUGAACUUAUUAUUGUUUUAGAAUUGGAAAUUAAGGUUACCUGUGCCUAGCAAUGGUCAAGAUCUUUCUAAAUGCUAACCUCCCCUGGAUUUUGCUUGGCUUGUGGCUUGUCUGAUCUGUAACUGACGACAAAGUAUAUGUGCAUGUUUUUCCAAAUCUUGGUGCUUUCUGUUCUGUGCCUUGCUUUCCCGAGUCUGAUUAAGGUUUUGGCUGAAUAUUGACUUUCUAAUUUACAUUCCCACGAAUUCACUUGG